GGACGUACCCAACCAGGAAGUGUCCGUGGCGCGUAGUAACUGAAGCAGCAUCACAACAGAGCGCGUCUCCACGGAUUUCGGACUGGUUCCGUUGUGGUUCUGAGUUUUAUUUAGUCAGAACCGAACCGACAGAGAACAUGUCGAGGAAAGUCAGCGAAGACUAUUAUCGCUUCUUUACGGUGACUGACCCGCGGACACACGAGAAGGGGCACACCGAGUACCGAGUGUCAGCCCGGUUUGUGUCCAAGCGUCAUCCCGAAGACGUGAAGGAGGUGGUGGUGUGGAAGAGGUUCUCAGAGCUGAAGAAGCUCCACGGAGAGCUGGUCUACACGCACAGGAACCUGUUCAGGAGGCACGAGGACUUCCCAGCUUUCCCACGAGCGCAGGUGUUUGGAAGGUUUGACGAAGCUGUGAUUGAGGAGAGGAGGAAGGCGGCAGAAGCCAUGCUUCUGUUCACCGCCAGCAUACCCGCGCUCUACAACAGCCCACAGCUCAAGGACUUCUUCGGGGGUGGAGAAGUCACUAGACCCCUUGAUUCCUCUCCCCUGUCCCUGGGUGGGGCUCUCCCUCCCCCGCUUAUCCCCCUGCCCAAGCGGAGAGCCUCAGACUGUGAGCCUGCUGAAGAGGAGGAGGGAAGAGAGGCGCCCACCUUACCCCAGGACCUGGGCACCAACAUCAGGCUAGUGGUGGGGGAACCGGAGCUAGCUGCUGAGGCCUACAGCGAGGUGGAGAGAUGUCCCAGAGAAGAAGAAGAAGAUGUUAGCGACGCAGAACCAGAAGAUCGGGCUUCCUCCCCCGAGCCGUCUCCAGUGAGACUCCAUCGAUCAGCAGCGGCUCAAGAGGAGUUUGACUCUCUGUUUGACGGUUUGGAGGAAGACCGGGCCCUGUCCUCCAAGGACGAGGGACCCCCUCCCCUCUCAGAUAACGACCUGGCUGUCUUUGAUCCCUGCUAUAAACAAGACAGAUCCGGUUCCUCCACUGACCACUCAGAGCUGUUCUCUCUGCCGCCGGCCAGUCUGAGCGGAGCCGACGCGGACUACCUGAACCACGCAGCCAGAGCGCUGACGGCUGCCAUGGACAAGGAGAAGGAGGGGGACUUUAGCGGUGCCAUCCGUGGCUACAGGACAGCCGUGGACUUGCUGAUCACCGGAGUUCAGGGAGACGCUGAUCCAGUUCGUAGGGAGGCUGUGAUGAGAAGGACGGCUCAGUACCUAAAGCACGCUGAGAGGCUUGUCGACACUCACUCCUCUCCCAGUCACACCAACUCAGCUACACACACGCAUACACACAGCCCGUAGACGCACACACACACACACACACACACACACACACACACACACACACACACACACACACACACACACACACACACACACACACACACACACACACACACUGAAACCGAACAGCUCAGGUUUGUGGUGCACAUAAUUACCCAGACGAUGCUACAGUUCGAAGAGCACAACCAUAGGAGCACUGAUACACACCCCUGAGGUACGCACUACUCUGCACACGGGUUCCACAAGUAUGAAGAGGCGUAACGAAACAAACAUCUUUCUUGUCUUUAUCUUCCUUUUGUAACGUACUGUUAUUAUAAUACUCUGGUUUGCAUUUUGCACAAUGUUUUGUGAAUAAAUAUGAUUUUAAUUUAA
Messenger RNA from Nothobranchius furzeri (turquoise killifish), 1652 nucleotides. It is a transcript of the gene snx15, whose product is annotated as sorting nexin 15. Gene Ontology annotation, molecular function: phosphatidylinositol binding. NCBI's taxonomy places the organism in Eukaryota, Metazoa, Chordata, Actinopteri, Cyprinodontiformes, Nothobranchiidae. The record is from RefSeq and is a predicted model, not a curated record.